Molecule: messenger RNA, 2142 nt
Organism: Anthostomella pinea
Lineage: Eukaryota; Fungi; Ascomycota; Sordariomycetes; Xylariales; Xylariaceae
Source: the annotation of a GenBank genome assembly
AUGGGUAGAACACUUGAGACUGGCCUGAAAUGGCUGGUGUCUUCUCUCAUCAUCUCGCAGGCGCAAGCCUUCUACGUUCCCGGUUGGUCCAUCAAGAGCUAUAACGAGGGCGAACACAUUCCCUUGCUUGUCAACAAGGUCUAUUCCGACAACACGCAAUUGCAGUAUGCCUACUACGACCUCCCGUUCGUGUGCCCUCCAACCGGCAAGACACGGGGAUCGGGCCUGUUGAGCGGACAGAGCAUAUCGCUGAACCUCGGAGAGGUACUUCGCGGCGAUCGGAUCGUGACCUCGGAUGUCGACCUCACCGUCGGCCAGGAUACAGAGUGCAGUUUCCUGUGCAAUCAGGAGGUCACCAGAAAGGAUUUGAAGAGGGCCAAGGAAAUGGUCAAGGACGGAUACGUGGUAGAGUGGAUUGUCGACAACCUACCGGGAGCCACCAGUUUCGUAACCGUCGAUAAAACAAGGAAAUACUAUGCGGCCGGGUUCAAGCUCGGGUUCACCGACUUCUCCGCGAGUACCGGAAAGCCGCGGUACUUCCUCAACAACCACCACACCAUCGUGAUUCGCUACCGAUCGGCACCUGGCCGCGCUGGCGAAAAGGGCGCCAAAGUAGUCGUUGGCUUCGAGGUCUAUACCAAGAGCAUCGGUCCGAACAACAAACGAGAAAACGGCUGCCCCACUGAUCUCCAGGAGAUCGAGGGCAACUUCGAGCUGUACAUGCCACCGAACAGGACCAGCGACUUGUCUUUAGAGGAUUCGAGUUCGUUCCAUUACACCGAGGAUACCGAGGAGGGUGAUGACAACGAUAAAAUCAUCAUCCCGUAUACAUACUCGGUGUACUUCCGGGAAGAUGAUUCGAUCGAGUGGAAUCGACGUUGGGAUCUGUACUUCGUGAACCAAGAAGAAGGCUCGAGGAUUCACUGGCUAGCGAUUGUCAAUUCGUUGAUUAUCUGCGGUCUCCUCAGCGGAAUUGUUCUGAUGAUACUGUCCAAGACUAUCAGGACCGACAUCAAGGGCCGCAAGCAGGGCUCUGCAGAAGACGGCAAACUAGGACUCAAGCGCAAAUCGCGCGCCCCCAAAUCGGAGAAAGCCACUCUUGGACUGCUCGAGCAGGAGCGUGACAUCGAUAACGACGUCGAUGUUUCAUCCGAUGAUGAGGCUAUAGAAGAUGUGACCGGAUGGAAGCUGCUUCACUCCGAUAUUUUCCGGAAGCCUGAGUAUGGUUAUCUGCUGGCCCCUCUCGUCGGGUCUGGCAUGCAGCUGCUGUUCAUGGCGCUUGGCUUGGUUCUCCUAAGUGCUAUUGGCGUCUUGAACCCAAGUUUUCGAGGAGGCUUCAUCAGCGCCGGUGUUGGGUUGUUCGUCUUUGCUGGUGUCUUCUCGGGCUACUUUUCGGCCAGGGUGUACAAAACCUUUGACGGGCAAAGCUUCGGCAAGAAUGCUCUUGUCACGGCCUGUCUCUUUCCUGGACUCCUCUUCGGUUUGGUCUUUAUAUUGAACCUGUUUGUUUGGGCACAAGCAUCGAGCACGGCCUUGCCAUUUGGGACUCUGAUUGCGAUCGUCCUGCUUUGGCUUUGCAUUCAAGUUCCACUUGUCUACCUCGGCUCGUGGUACGGGUUCAACCGUACAGGCGCAUGGGAGCAUCCUACCAAGACUGCCAGCAUUCCGCGACAGAUCCCGCAACAGGCCUGGUAUAUCAAGAGCCUGCAGUCGAUUCUGCUAGCCGGCCUGAUCCCGUUCACGGUCAUCUUCAUCGAGCUGCUCUUCGUCUUCCAGUCGAUGUGGCAAGACAAGAGCGGAUACUACUACGUGUUCGGCUUCUUGUCGGUGGUGUCCAUCAUCCUCAUCGUCACGGUGGCCGAGGUGACGGUCGUCACCGUCUACGUCCAGCUGUGCUCGGAGAACUAUCACUGGUGGUGGCAGUCGUUCCUCGUCGGUGGUGGCUCCGCCGUGUGGGUCUUUCUCUAUAGCGUGUGGUACUACUUCGUCAAGCUGCACAUCACGGGGUUCGUGAGCUCGCUGCUGUUUUUUGUUUACAGCUUCAUUGCUUGCUGCGUGUAUGGGCUGCUCACUGGGACCCUGGGCUUCUUGACGGCGUAUACCUUUAUUCGGAGGUUAUAUGGUGCUAUUAAGGUAGACUAG